AUGACGCAGCAGCGGGGAAAGAAAGCAGCGCCGUCAAAGGCAGCCGUGGCGAAUGCGUCUGCAAGUGCGCCUGACCCGCCGCCGUUCUUUUCCAUGGGGCCCGCUACCUUCACCGACGCCAUCGUCAUCACCAAGGUCAUUUCGGUCGUGCUGCCACUGCGCCACUUGCGUGACCGCAACAUCCUGCAUACGACGCUUCUGAAGAAGUUGCUUCAUCGUCCCUACGAGGCAUCUGCAGAGGACCUCGCCCAACAGCAGCUCUCGCAACAGGAAACCGACGAUGGCGGCAAGCAUGACUGCGGUGCACACAGCGCGCUCGACAACCUUGCGGCACCCACGUCGUCAUCUUCGUCGACACCCUACGUGAUUGUCCACAUCAAGUCUGCUGAGAUUCACGCUGACACGGCUCGCCAGGUAAACCCGCGCGGCGAUGUGCAGGUGAACGUGAUGGUGACCCUCGUCGCAGCUCGCCUCCAGCACGGGAUCUGCGCCGGUGUCUCGGAGGCGUCGCCGUUCACGUCGUGCAUGCAAGUGCGGGUACCGACAGUGGCCGUGUCCGCCGCGGUGGCAGCCAGGGGCAGCACGGACGAUGCGGCAACACUGUUACUCGGAGAUGCUUUGGAGGCAGGCGCCGAUAAUGUGUCGCAGGAGGGGGUCAAAGACGAGAAGGCAGAGCCGAGCGGUGGCGAUACAGCGCUCGAUGCCUCCGUGUCAGCCACCACGACGGCUGCUGCCGCGAAGCGCAGCUGCUGCACUGGCAUCCCGGCGGAUCAACAGCUGCGCGUGACAGCGCGGUGCCUAGAGGACGAACCGAUCGUGCCAGGUCAAGCAGUCUUGCUCAUCUCCGAGCCGGCCGCUAUGCGCUGCAUGGGCAUCCGGCCUCCGCGUGCAGCACCAGGCUCAUUUUACCUGACAGAAACGACACAACCGUCGGCUCAGUUCUCCAGCGGGGAGGCAGAGGGCGGGCCUGAGGCGAGGCCGAAGAAGCGCGCACGCAAGUCACGCGCGUCCGCCGGCGGCACAGGUGGUGCUACACCAGCACGUCGUAUCGUGUCCAUCGAGUGCGCCAUCCCGAAAAGAGAGGAGGAUGGGGAGGGCGGCGCAGCGGCAGGCCCCCGCAAGGGCCCGCGUAAGCGACCACACACUUAA
Molecule: messenger RNA, 1149 nt
Organism: Leishmania major strain Friedlin
Lineage: Eukaryota; Euglenozoa; Kinetoplastea; Trypanosomatida; Trypanosomatidae
Exons: 1
Coding region: 1-1149 (382 amino acids)
Source: RefSeq, a predicted model, not a curated record